Schistosoma turkestanicum is the source of this 1615-nucleotide messenger RNA. The record is from the annotation of a GenBank genome assembly. NCBI's taxonomy places the organism in Eukaryota, Metazoa, Platyhelminthes, Trematoda, Strigeidida, Schistosomatidae.
GCUUCACUGACUGAUGCGAAAAUCCCCCUUAUUCAUCGAUCAAAUUCAAAAGACUCUUCUGCUUUAAUUCAACAAAAAUUGAUUGAACCUGUGGCAGGUAACAUGGUCCCUCAUGAUAUCUCUAAUCCGGAUAGCAUACCUGAAUGUAUCAUAACUUCUUCAUCCCAAAUUUCGAAUGCUCCUCUUAAAGUUUCUUGUUCAAUUAAUGCAUUCACAUCUUCUUCUUUUGACUCCCAAAAUAAAUCUAAUAUCAAAGUUUCUUCCGGGAAUUAUCUUCCUGUUGAUAGUCCUCUAUCCGCAUCCCCUCAUCCUUCUACUUCACCACCAUUAUCUCCUACUUCAUUUUCAAGUGCGUCAUCAGCUACUGCUUUGACAACUGCUAAUUCUGAUGAAAGUAUGGAUAUGCCGAAUAGUAUGAAUUUUGAUUCGGAAAAUUGGAAUGUGUUCUCAUCAGAUAUAAAAAAUAAUUCUGAUCCAGGUAAAAUGAAUAAGACUACUACUUCGCCUUGCCUUCUCAAUACUACAACUGACUACAGUCGUCACUUUCCUACUUUAGAUGAAAGUGUAAAUGAAGAAGAAGAUUAUUUGAGACCGCCUACACCGCCUCCACGUUCAGCAUCUACAUUAUGUUCUUCAGGAAUGCCUAGUGUUUUUUUCGUCAGUUUCCCAAAUCAUAUAUCUCUGAACUCAAUGACACCAUCUUUUGAUCAGCCUACAGGAUAUUUACAAACUAAUUUUCCCUAUUCUUCACAACCUUAUCCUAGUCCUUCAUCUACACCGAGUACAAAUUUGUCUUUAUCCUCUUCCUUGUCACGAAAUCAUCCUUCACGUGCACAUGUUAUUCAACCAAAUUCCCGUCGAGCUCAUCGUACUCAAUAUUAUACUCAACAAAUACAUACUGACUUGCAUUCUCUACCAAAUACUAAAGGAUUGAAAUUCAAUGAAAACAAUAUCGAUCCUGCAUGCUUUAUGUCACCGACAGAUUUAUUUACCACUCAACAGCCUAGAUUCAUUGUAACAAGUCAACCAAAUGUACAACUUAAGAGUACAGUUUUACCAAAUGGAGUAGUUUGUAGUACCAUUGACAGUGCUAAUAUGUGGAAUACAAAGAAUGUCAUUAUAUGGGAUGAUAGUAAUUGUUUUAACUCUAAUACUUAUGAAUCACUUCAAAUAUUUGAUUCUGAUGUUAAUAAAACUUCAAUGACAACAGUUUUACCGACAACUACGAAAGCAUAUUCAACAGCUAAUCUAAUGAAUAAUUUUCCACGUUCUGCUUCUGGUGGAUUUAUUGGCCCUGGUGAAAGUACAGAUUCUUCUUCUGUGCGAACUUAUGGUUCAUAUAAUAAUCAUAACAACAAUCGUUCACGUCCCACACCACUUCGUAAAACUGCACAACAAAUUUAUGUUCAUCCAGGUCAUCCAGCAUUUUCUUCAUUUAUUGGACCAUUUGAUUGGCCGAGUCAUUUAUUUAAAGCAGAACAAGAUAUAUCUACACUAAUGAGUUGGACAAAGUCGAAUUUUUCAAAACGUAUAUUGGUCUCCUCUGAACCUGCAUUAAAGAAACAAGUUGCCCAGUUGUUUAAAGUGAUUCAAUCAUUUAUGGGCGAUAGAAAAG